AUGAGUCAUUUAUUGUUAUCUUCCUCAAAUAAUCGAAAAAAACUAAUUGAUGGUGAUUCUUCCACAGCGACUUCAACAACAACAACAACAACAACAAUGCCCACCUUUUUUCAAUCAAAUUUAGCUUGUGUUUUAAAUGAUCCAAAAAAAACGCGUGCAGAAAUUUCAACAUUUUUUACUAAAACAUGGGGUAAUUCAUUUAUUGAUCGUUUACCUGAUCCAUUGACACGUCUUGGUGAUUAUAGUCUUAAUGAUUUUGAAACAUAUUUUAAUAGUUUACGUAAAAGUGAAAAAUAUGGUCGACCACGUUUACAACAAUAUUCAUCAAAUGAUUCAAAUGUUUCACAAAAAACAAAUUCAGUUAUUAACAUUCCACAAUUAUUUCUUUCAUCUCAAUUUACAUUAAGUGAUACAUCAACAUUUAAUCUUGUUUUUCCAGGAAUUAUUCCAGUAAGUCGUUCAUUAUCUCCAUUACAUUUUGAACAACAACAACAACAACAACAAAAAACAAGAACAACAUCAACAAGUAGUGACCGAUCUGAAGGAAAUUAUAGAAGACAAUCAACUUCUUCAACAACUAGUAGCAAAUCCACAACCAAUGGAACUCUUAGUGUUAUUGUACAAAAUUCUUCAUCACCAAAACAUUCAAUAAGUUCUACAACACGUUUAUUACAAGAUAAAUAUACCCAUUAUUUAGAUGAAGUUGAAUUAUUAAUAACUCGAGCAUUAUCAACAAAAUCUCAUUGUUUUCAUGAUGCUGUUCGUUCUCAUGAUGAAAUUCAAUCAUUUUUAAAUACAACACGUCAUGCUAUAUCAUCACUUCGUGGUGAAUUAUCAAAUUAUGAUUCUCAAUCAUUAUUAACACUUCUUCGUCUUUAUCGUUUACUUCGUCAAAGACAAAAUCAAAGUAAACUUCUUAAACGUUUAGAAUCAUUAUCAGUUGUUAAACAAACUCAUAUGCAAGUUCGAGCUUUAUUAACAACAAGUGAUUAUUUAUCUGCUUUGGAUUUAAUUGAUGAAACACGAGAAAUUAUUUCAACACAAUUAAAUGAUCUUAUUUGUUUAAGAUUUUAUGAUACACAAUUAAAUGAAUUUUAUUUAUUAAUUGUUAGUCUUAUGAGACAAGAAUUUGGACAAUAUUUAACUAAUCAAUUAUUAACACAACAAGAUUUAACAUUAUCAAAUGAUUAUAUUGAAGAAGAUAAAUUGAUAACAAUUCUUAUUGGAUUAAUUCGUGUGAAAGAUGAAAAAUAUAUGGAUGAAAUUCGAUCAAAAUUUGAACAAUUUAUGUUGGAUAUUAUUGAACGAGCAAUAUCAUCAAAUUCAAAAGAUACUGCUUUAGAUAAAUCAAAUAAAACAACAAUUAAAAAUAACAGGUUAUUUAACAAACAGUUCAAAAAAAUUUUCAAAUAGAAUUUUCUUUAAAAAUAAAUUUCAUUCAGAAAUUCUCAAGAGAAUAAAACAAAACUUAGAGUCCUUCACGAAUGGAUUUUGUUAUUUUUCAAUCCCAUAGACGUUAUAGAAAUUCCUACUUGUAAAAACUUUGCUACGAUAUAGUGGCUUUUUAUGAGUCUUGAUUGUUAACAGUAGAUAAACUUGGUUUUUAUUCUUACUAUGAGAUAUUCAUGUAUGUUUCUAUUCAUUCAUAAUAAUUACAUUUAUAUAUAUCAGACAAAAGUUAGAACUUCAUCAUGCAUCAAGAUAUAUAUAUAAAUCACAAAACCUAUAGAAAUAGAACGGCAAAACAACUUCUUCAGAAAGUUUUUUUGGAAACAAUUUACUUUCGAAUCAAAACAAAGUCAUGUUAGACUAAUGUGAAGCGAGAAUGCAAGAAGAUUAAGUAAAAAAAUGGAUAUCUCAACAACAGUAGUAGUUAAUAAUGUGUACUUUUUAGAUGUUGAGGAAGAUUUUCGAACAUAUUGUUUUUUUCUAAUAUAUCUAAUUAUUGAAAAAAUAUUAUAGAUUAUCACAUGUUAUUUCUAUAGACUUCUCAUGACCAACGAGAUGAAUUUAGUGAACAUUUCCAAAUAUGAAACCAAUUAAAACAGCUCAAAAUACUAAUAUCUUGAAUUUUUUUUUAAAUAAAUGCUUUGAAUUGAUAGUUGUUUUUGAAAUAAUUCUAUAUAUCUUAUAAAAACACUUCUUGUUUGAUUGUUAUAAAUUGCAAAUGAAUAACUUUCGUUUUCGAGAUAUUUUUUCAUAUGAGAAGAGCUAAUGAGCAGCAACUAGAAAAAAUAAACAUCCAUAGAAGAUCAUAAAUGUCAUAUUUAUCGUUUAAAUAGUGUAAAUUUUGUCUAUGCGAUAUCGUAGAAGUAUGUUUUUACAUUAGAAGAGAUCUGUUGAAUACUAUAUCUCAUUGGUCUCAAAUUCAGUUCGAAACUUUGAUGUUUUUUGCUCGUUUAUAUAUUUUUUUUCAUGCAAUAAAAAGAACAUUUGUUAU
Molecule: messenger RNA, 2440 nt
Organism: Rotaria sordida
Lineage: Eukaryota; Metazoa; Rotifera; Eurotatoria; Philodinida; Philodinidae
Source: the annotation of a GenBank genome assembly